This is a messenger RNA of Purpureocillium lilacinum, 1623 nucleotides long. The record is from RefSeq and is a predicted model, not a curated record. Lineage: Eukaryota; Fungi; Ascomycota; Sordariomycetes; Hypocreales; Ophiocordycipitaceae.
AUGUACAUCUACGUAGGCAAGCUCAACUGGCCGUACUAUGCGGAGAAUGAACUCAUCACCGUCGUUUUCCCCGCCGGCUUCUCCCUCCUUGACCCCAACAACGUGCUGCAUGGCCGCAUCAAAACGGUGACAAAGGCCGGCGGCGGCGCCGGCUACGGCUUCAAGGUCCAGUUCGAAGGCGACUACUACACAUUCGAUUGCACUACCGACGCUGAUGACCCCAAGUCCCUGCGCGUGACAGUUUCCAGCCCGGACCAAUCGCACGCCAUCUCGUCCCUGGCACUGAAGUCGAGCGAUGGCUCGCGUGUCUUGACAACUUCGGUGUUCACCGGGAAGCUGGACUAUUUCCAGUACGCCGUCAACGAGAUGGUGACCUUGAUCCUGCCCGCGGGGAUAGAGGGCGGGAAGCCGGUCGUGCUGUGCUUUCAGUGGACCGAGGACGACUCCGGCGAGUCCAAGGCGAACCAUGUCGUCCUAGCAACUUUGAGGGAUGUGGGCUUCGGUGACAAUGGCCGCUUUACCGGCCGGUUCGACGAUGGCUAUUACACCUUUGACUUCCUCAGUGCAUGUGGAAGCUCAGACUCGGACAUGUCAAUGACCAUGAAGGACCCGGACGGGAAAUCCGAUACCCAUUCGCCCUACAAGUUGACGCAGACCGACUUUCGCAAUGCCAAGGCUGGCAACAAAAAGGCCCUGAUCGUGCGUUACAACACCGGCAUCGACGAGGGCAUCUUCAUGGUCAAGGACAUGCUAGUAAAGUACCUCGGCUUCUCCAGCAACGACGUCGAGGUCCUAUACUUUGACGUGGACCCAAAACGUGGAGACGGGCCUAAGAAGUGCACCCUCGGCCAGGACCCCCCCACGGCCGACAACUUCAAGGACAGGUUCACGAGGCUGUGCAGUGCCGACGCCGGGGACGUGCGCUUCGUGUACGUCGACGUGCACGGCACCACCUGGCAGGACGAGGACGGCGAGGGCGAGCCUGACAAGGAGGACGAGGGCUGGAUCCUCGCGGAGGACGAGGACGGCACGAAAAAGGAGAUUGUCACGGACGACUGGGUGGCGGAUACGCUGCGCACGAACCUCGCGCCAGGCGUCAACUUCACCAUCCUGAGCUCCUCGUGCUUCGGCGGCGGCAUGCUCGACACCCACAGCGGCACGCCCGGCGUCCUCCUCGCCUCCUGCCACGAGACCCAAUUCAACGUCAAGGUACCCGCCAUCGGGACCCGGGAUCCCUUCAUGGUAGGCGUCGUCGCGGCCGUGCGCAACGCCGCACGGCAGAAACGCGGCGUGCCCACGUACGCGGCGCUCUACGACGCGGCCAAGGCCUUCAUCCGCGCGCAGGUGACGUCCGAGCAGUGGGUCAGGGACAGGUACCUGGGACCCAGCCGGCAGGAGUGGAAGCCCGAGCCCUUCAUCAGCGGACAGGCCACCAAGAUGGUGAGCCACCAGGACCCUCAGCUUCUCUUCCGCGAGGGCUAUCUCGACCCGGAGGCGGAGCGGUUCCUGUGCCCGUUUGCGGGCCCGCCGUUGGCCGGCGGGAAGGACGGCGGCGGCGGCGGCGGCGGCGGCGGCGGUGUGACGCGGUAUCCGAAAGAUCAGUAUGCGCACGAUGAGCUGUAG